AUGUAUGACCUCAAAGAGUAUACUGUGGGCUGGAUCUGUGCUCUACCUACGGAGUACAUCGCCGCCCAGGAGUUUCUUGACGACGAGCAUGAUCCGCCGGAGUUCUUGCCAGUUCACAGCAAAAACCAUUAUUCCCUAGGGCGGAUGGGAAAGCAUAAUGUGGCUAUUGCAACGUUGCCACUAGGAGAGCAACCUCUCCAGUGCCAUGCCCCUUCCACAAAAAUGAUCAGCUCAACGUACCUGCCAGGCCAUCCCCGGAUCAAACUUGGCGAUGAAAAAGGGUUGUUUGAAUUCAUUCGCCGCGAAGUCUGGUCAGAGGACCUCGAGUCGAUAUCGGGCAGACUUUGGUGGAUGUCAAAGCAGGAUAGCAGAAAUAUCUCUUCGUUGCACCGACAACGAGUGAAGGGCCGACAGAUCAUCGUCACCGAAGAUCCUCGGCUACAUCUCGUCUGGAUCGACAACCGAAUCUUCCUUAAACCCCUUCCCCAAUACAUCACGUCCUUCGUAUUCUGGGAUAUGUUCAUGAGUGAUCCGUCUAAACAUGAUCCGGCUCUCUGCCUGGUUCCUAAAGAGGUGACGUGGCAUCGAUUUUGCCAGUUCACCGCCCGUUUGAUCGACAUCACGGAAAACGAAGUUUCGGGACGAUAUCAUUACGGAGAGAUCCGAUUGACCCGGCUGAACUAUUACGCGCCCAUGCUCCUGGGCAAAAGCCACUACCAACGUGAGAAUUAUCAGUAUCGAGCGUAUUUUGCUCGGAUUCAAGGUCCCUUGAUAUCUGCAUUUGCGUUUUUCUCGAUCGCUCUGAAUUGUAUGCAGGUUAGCCUCGCAGCCUCUACAUCCGAUGAGAGAUAUUCGAGUGCUUUGUUAUUUGCAGCUUGCUACUGGCUCAGCACUUUGAUCGGAUUUGUAACUGGUGUCCUUAUGCUGAUGUUAGUACUCCUUUUCCUUUUUAAAGUGAUCAAAGAGUGGAGGUUUGCGAUAGCCCAUCGGCUACGGUGGAGAAAAAAUCACAGCAAAGACCAGAGGGCCAUGUGUAACGACGAACUUGAGUAG
Molecule: messenger RNA, 1053 nt
Organism: Penicillium brevicompactum
Lineage: Eukaryota; Fungi; Ascomycota; Eurotiomycetes; Eurotiales; Aspergillaceae
Exons: 3
Coding region: 1-1053 (350 amino acids)
Biological process (GO): nucleoside metabolic process
Molecular function (GO): catalytic activity
Source: RefSeq, a predicted model, not a curated record